Clupea harengus (Atlantic herring) is the source of this 2440-nucleotide messenger RNA. Its product is annotated as un-named sa33314. Lineage: Eukaryota; Metazoa; Chordata; Actinopteri; Clupeiformes; Clupeidae. Gene Ontology annotation, molecular function: catalytic activity. The record is from RefSeq and is a predicted model, not a curated record.
AAUUUGUUUGGAUUAAAGAAAUAAAACUGAAGAAAAAAAACACGGAUCUGUACCCUUGGGGUUUUAAACCAUUGUUCAGAUUCGUUUUUUUAGCUGAUUAAUGCAAAAUGCCAUCGACCCUAUUCGUAGGCUAACGUAUCAGCCAGUGACACAGCGACGUGAAAAGCUUUUGUCCUUGAUCUGUCCACCACUGUUCACGUCCAAAGACACUGGCCGGUCAGUGUCCCUUGAACUGUCGCAAGGGUUCGUGGCAUACGGUCUAGGAUAUUUCUUCAGGUCUACAACUCAAGUACGGACCUACGACAGAUACCGACUUUAAACCACUUUUAUUUGACUUCUGACACAGAUGCAGCAUGCAGUUUAAACAAGAUGGAUCAUAUAUAUGACCUGUAAGACUUCCAUGGCUACAACUCCCAGAAUUGUCUGCAAUGAACAAUCUCUACAAGACACUUCUUUUGAUUCCGACACGUCUGUCUCUGCGGUUGUUGAGUCUGCUGUAUGUGAGCCUUGUUUAUGGCACAGCAUGUAUCACCGCCCUGCUACUUCUCACUCGAUUUACCUGGAGAGCUUUGCGAGACCCCUACAAAACCUUCCAGUGGACUGUCCGGCAUGAAGCACCUGCCUGUCUCAGGGAUGCCCGGCUCGGGAAACACGGCUUCCUUUGGGGCAGGAGCUCAGGUUUGAGGUUUCACUAUGUAACCCAAGGAGACAACAAAAGGCCUCUUAUGCUCUUCCUCCAUGGAUUCCCGGAAAACUGGUACUCAUGGCGCCACCAGUUAUGUGAAUUUAGUUGCCAAUACCACACAGUGGCACUGGAUCUUCGAGGCUGUGGAGACUCUGACGCACCUUCUCAGUUGGAUGAAUACACGCUGGAGAAGCUGCUGUAUGACAUCAGAGACACCAUCGAUGAAUUGGGUCACACGAGGUGUAUUUUGGUGGGACAUGACUGGGGUGGAAUGUUAGCCUGGCAUUUCGCCCUGGAGAGGCCAGACAUGGUGCAGCGCCUGAUCAUCAUGAACGCUCCCCACCCAGCUGCCUGGCUAGAUGCGGUGCUGCGACACCCCAAGCAGCUCCUCCGCUCGGGCCACGCCUGCUUCUUCCAGCUGCCACUACUGCCAGAGAUAGCGCUCUCUUUGGAUGACUUCAAACUGCUGCGUAAUAUGCUGUGUGGUGCCCGCCUUGGUAUCAGCAACAAGGCUAGGCGUUUGACCGAGGCCCAGCUGGAUGGGUACCUGUAUCGCCUGUCCCAACCUGGAGGCCUCACUCCUCCUCUUAAUUACUUUCGUGCUUUCCUCAGCGACACUCUCUACAAACAUGAAGCUAUAGGAGUGACCACCAUGUUGAUUUGGGGUGAGGAUGACAGCAUACUGGUGGAGGGGACAUCUGGGGGGAUAUGUCCUUAUAUCAGGGGUCCAGUUGCUGUCCACACCAUCCCAAACUGCAGUCACUGGGUGCAGGAGGAUCGGCCGGAGACAGUCAAUAAACUCAUCUGGGACUUCCUUCUAGACAUGGAUGUGUCAUUGCCCAUUCUGCCACAAGAAGGAAGUGAAUCAGUUGGAACAGAAGCGAAAGUAUUGAAUAGUGGACCUGCUGGUAACCAUAUCUAAGCGUUCGUGUUGGAUUAGAUGUAGAUGUUGUGUUUGUGUCAGGAGCUAUUUGCACAAUUAUAUUCACAGUAUCACAGUAAUGGAGAAUCCUCUUUUAAUUGUAUAGUACUGAUUAAACACGCUUUCAUUCAAUGUUCAGUGAAAUAAAACUAGGGUCCAUGGUUUUGAAAACAGCUUAAAGAAGUGCAUGUGUACUGUUGCACAAAGAAGAGCAUGCUUCCAUGCGAGCAAGUUGUGGUUAAAGCCACUAACUGGGAAGAGCAAAGCAGAAGUUGGUAAGUGAAAGGUGAUGGUUAAAGCCAAUCAAUAGGGUAUUCCCUUCAAACUGAAUACAUCAGACGAGAUUACAAUCUAACAAGAUCGCAAUAUUCUGGACCGUGCAUAUUCAAGGAAUAAACUGUAGUGUUUCUUCUGCUGUUUAUCAUACAUAAUUGUAGAUAGUUAGAACUGUUUUACAAUGCCGUAGCCACAUUCAUUAGAACUAACAGUUAUAUUGUUAAUCAGGGUAUGUGAUUUUGAGCCUGUUCCCACUUAGAUUUCAUGACAAGCUAACAAGCUACUGGAGAUCAGGAUAGUCCAUCUCACCUCCAUUCUGGAGAAUGUAUUUAGGCCUAGAGUGUAAUGUCCAUUCAUGCCUAACAUGAUACAUAUUCAAUUUAAUAAUCUCAUUUAAUCUAAUGAAAUACAUUUGCAACUUGCUAAGUACUGACACGAAAAAUGUAUACAUCUUUGCUGAAAUGUUAAAUGUUUCUGCAGAAAUUCUGGCACUUGGUGCGGUGUGACAAAGCAGAAGAGCUCUAUUUUCAAUGGAAAUAAAAGUUUUCGGAUGGAAA